CAAUCCGCGUACAAAAAUAUAUUAAUACAGAAUGGAACUUUUAUCUUUUAAUUAAUAAUUUGGUUUAUACUUUAGUGAGUGAAAUAUCAAAUUAUUUUUCUUUUUAUUCAUUUUAAUAUUAAGAAUCAAUAUGUAUAAAAGAAAGUUUGAAAACGGGCAUUCCAAAAGAAAAGCGAAGCAGAGGCAGGCAUUAUUAGCAUGUGCUAAUGACAAAAAUCAAAAAAAGUUGUUUUUUCCAACUGCCCCAGCAGUUCAAGAUGGAAUAAGUGUGGUGCAAGAUGACAAUGUUCAUCAGAUUUCUGUCGAAUCAAAUUCAAAAGAAAUUAUUAGUGACCUUAGUUUUAGAAAUAAUGAUAAAGAAUAUGACGACACUGUUCACCAGAUUGAAUUAAAUCCAAAAGAAGAAAAAAUUACUAGUGACCUUAGUUUUGGAAAUAAUGAUAAAUCACAUGACAAUAUUGUUGACCAGAUUUGAAAAUUCCAAUGCUCAUGAAGAAUCUGUAUCUACAGCUAUACGGUUUUCUCUUAAUAAAGAUAUAGAAAAUAUAAUCAACAGGGACGUCAUGGCUAAACGUGCUAUUGAAGUUGAAACCCGUAGAAAAGUUUUAGAGAGGUUGAUUGAUAUUAUUUUAUUCAUAGGCCAGCAAGGUAUUCCCUAUCGAGGGAAGCACGAAGGAGCUUAUUCUUUGAAUAAUGAAAAUCUAAACCAUGGGAACUUUUUAGAGCUUGUUAUUCUAAUUUCAAAAUACGAUGUAAUUCUUCAACAACAUCUGAAUACUUCCAUUAAACUUAGUGACAAAAACAAAUCCAAAAAAGGCCGUGGAUCGUUAGUAACAUUUUUGUCAAAGCAUUUCAUUAACGAUAAAUUAAUAAUACCAAUAGGAAAAGCUAUUCAAAAUGCAAUUAUCAAUGAAAUCAGAGAAUGUCAACAUUUUAGCAUUAUGAUUGAUUCAACGCAAGAUGUCAGUGUUAUGGAUCAACUGGCAAUAUGUGUACGUUACAUUCAUGGAGGAGUGGUCCAAGAACGAUUAUUGAGCUUGGUUAUUUGUCAUGAUUCCAGUGGUAAUGCUCUUUUUGAACUUUUAAAUGAAGAAUUACAAAAUCUACGACUAUCGAUAAAUGACAUUGUUGCUUGUUCAUUUGAUGGUGCUUCAAAUAUGAAAGGCAUUUAUAAUGGACUACAAGCACACUUGAAAACCAACAAUCCUAAAAUUGUGUAUACCCAUUGUAUGGGACACGUCCUAAAUCUUGUGAUGACAGAAAGUACAACCCAAAUCUCACUUGCUGAAAAUCUAUUUGGACUUGUUGAAACAUCAGCAGUUUUUUUAUCAGAUUCUCAUAAAAGGAUGUCUGCUUGGAUGGCCAUAACUAAAGUCAAACAUGUUGCUCAUAACAAGCUUUAUCGUCUUCAAAAAAUUGGAGUUACACGAUGGUGGAGCAAGGACAAAGCUUUGUCAUCUAUAAUAGAUAUAAACUUAGUCGAGAAUAAUCAAAAUGUGGAAAAUAGUAAAUUUGUAACAUUUUUAGAGUUUCUCAUUUCAGUUAAUGAAGGAAAUUUUAAUACCUCAUCAAAAUACAUGGCACGUUCUCUCAUUGUUGAUAUUGAAGAAAAUUUUUCUGAUAAGCGCAUAUCCAAAAAAAAGAAAAUGCCCGGAGAACAUGGCCAAGAUGAAUCUAGAAGUUUAAGUUCAUAUGACAGAUUUAAAUCUGAAGCAUUUACUAUUUUAGAUGUUAUUCUGAAUAGUAUAGAAGCAAGAUUCAUGCCAAAUGAAGGGCUUCUUAAAGAUUGUCACUGGUUGGAUCCUAAAACGUUUUCAUCGAUUAAUUCUAUAAAUGUAUUUCCUAAUAGUGAUUUAGAAACCAUUUGCGAGUUGGCAGGAGUAGAACGUAAAAUAUUUUGUAAUGAAUUGAAGCAGUUUGCUGGUCAGUUUGAAAGUUUUCAACCAAGUAUGGCUUCAGAAAGCAAAUUAACCGAAAAUAGUAUCCAUGAUAGCGAAGAUGAAGACAACACUGAAUUAGUAGACUGUGAUAAAUUUUAUAAAUAUGUACUCUUGUUACCCUCAACUCAAGUGACCUGUGAAAGGGUAUUUUCUAAAUUAAAACUUGUAAAGUCUAAAAUCAGAUCAACAAUAAGUCAACAACAUUUAUCACCUUUAAUGCUUAUGGCGAUUGAAAAAGAUAUACAAAUUCAGAAAACGCAAAUUAUUGAUACUAUAGCUAAGUCAUCAAAAAUGUUACACGAAUUACUUAUUUAG
Rhopalosiphum padi (bird cherry-oat aphid) is the source of this 2255-nucleotide messenger RNA. Its product is annotated as SCAN domain-containing protein 3-like. Gene Ontology annotation, molecular function: protein dimerization activity. Bases 438 to 2255 code for a protein of 605 amino acids. The transcript is spliced from 4 exons. Lineage: Eukaryota; Metazoa; Arthropoda; Insecta; Hemiptera; Aphididae. The record is from RefSeq and is a predicted model, not a curated record.